CAAAGAUGUUAGAAAUGGCAAAAAAUGAAUGUUACGUGUCAUUUGUUUACGAAAAUUCUUUUCAUUUUUUGUGAAUAAACUGAAAGUUUGUUAUUUCAGUUUUUUAGACCCAAAUUCCUUUUCUGUGCUCGGUUUUUAACGUUAGAUUUAUAUCUUAAUAAGCAUUUUCGUAUUUUGUCAUUGGUUCAUGAUGAAGUUAUUCUGUAGUUGUUUUCGGUGCCUCAUUACGUUUUCCAUCAACUAACUCCCUUCUUAAAUUUCCUUUAUAACGGUUUACCGUAAGAAGUUGAUUCCAAACCAAUUUUAAUAUCUUGAAUUGAUUUAUUAUCUCUUAUAACUUGCAUAGCAGGAGGCUACUAAAUUUUUCCUAAAGGAUUGUGGAAUUUGUAAGCGAUUAACAAGUACUAAGCAAUCCAAGAAGGAAGAAAAUAACAAACAUAGCACUCUGAUUGUUGAGAGAUUGUAUUGGCAUGCGAAGGUUCUUAACAAGGUCCAUUCAAACGAUGUCUCGAAAAUUAUCUGACCUUCCAGUAAGCUCAACCUUUACGGCGAACUUAACGCCUGAUCCAGUCGUUCCAACUGUUGAUGCAUUGAAAGAUGCGAGUGAUGACAUGUUACACAUACCGCGCAAAGUUAAGAAUGGUGCUCUGUUCACAUAUGUGAUCCCAUCUAUGAGAGCGAAAUCAAGAUUACUAGCUUAUAGCCCUUCUUGUAUGCGUUCUCUUGGGUUAGAUGAAAGUGAAGCAGAAACGGAAGCUUUUCAGAAGCUAGUUGUGGGAACGAAUAUUGAUGUUGACAAAUGUUGUCCUUGGUCACAAUGCUACGGAGGAUAUCAAUUUGGUGACUGGGCCGGCCAGUUGGGUGAUGGACGAGUUGUGUCCUUAUGUGAAUUAACCAACCCGGAAACCAAAGAGCGUUAUGAGAUACAAGUAAAGGGAGUUGGCCGUACCCCUUACUCUCGAUUUGCUGAUGGAAAGGCGGUAGUACGCUCUAGUAUUCGCGAAUAUUUGUGCUGUGAAGCUUUAUAUGCUCUCAAUAUACCGACUACAAGAGCAUUGGCUAUAUCCACCCUUGAUGGUGUCACCGCAAUGCGUGAAACGGUUGAACCAUGUGCGAUUGUCUGUCGCAUGGCACCUUCCUGGAUACGGAUUGGGACAUUUGAUCUUCCAGGAGUUGAGGGACGCUUGGAUACAACGCGCAAAUUGGCUGAUUAUUGUUUGGACCAUGUACUCACAGAAGACUUUCAAGGGCGAGGGAUUGGAAAUCGCUAUGAGCAGCUUUUGCGUGAUGUUGCUAUCCGAAACGCCAAGUGUGUUGCUAAAUGGCAAGUAUAUGGAUUCAUGAAUGGUGUUUUGAAUACAGACAAUACCAGUAUUUUGGGGUUAUCUAUCGAUUUUGGUCCUUUCAGUUUUAUGGAUACUUAUAAUCCCUCAUUUACACCCAACCACGAUGAUAUCUUUUUGCGUUAUUCAUAUCAGCGACAACCAUCUAUCAUUAUUUGGAACUUGGCAAAGCUAGCUUCAGCUUUGCUAGAGCUCAUAGGUGCAAGAGACCGAGUAGAUGAUCCACAGUAUAUGGAAAAUCUACAUUCUUCUUCAGAAUUGCUCGCGGAGGCCCAUGAAUAUACACUGCAAGCGUUUGAAAAUAUCGCUAAAGAGUUUUUAUCAAUCGUUCGGGAAGACUAUUUUCAGUUAAUGACAGCUCGCUUAGGGCUACCUGAUGGUCCUACUAGUCGAAAACAUGUCAUUGAUGCUCUUGACAUUUUAGAAAACCACGAUUUAGAUUAUCCAAACUUCUUUUCAUUCUUGACAAGAAUGAAAGUGGAGAAGACUGAUAGUCAAUCAUCUGCGGAACAAUUGUUUGAUUUCUGCGCCGGUAGCUUUAAUAAAAACAAUCCCCGAUUUCGUAACGAAGCUGUUCAGAAGUUUCAAGGAUGGCUGGACGCGUACCAUCAAUUAUCUACUGAGGUCCCUGAGGCUACAAGGUUAAAUAAUAUGAAAUCUGUAAACCCUCAUUUCACCUUGAGAAACUGGGUCCUCGAAGAAGUUAACAAAAAAGCCUACGAGGGUGAUUAUGACCUGUUUCAUAAAGUCGCCAAGAUGACCGCUUCUCCUUUUGAGGAUUCAUGGGGAUUUCCAAAAGACUUUGAGGAUUCUUAUUGUUACGGUACAGGCCCUACGAAGAGUCAAAUUCAAUGCUCUUGCUCCAGUUAAGCCAUUGAGUUGUACGUUUGAGUUUUACAUGAAAAUAUAAUGAAAUAUAUAAUUUCUUUUUAGUUUCGCCGUACCUUAACUAUUAUUCUCCUUUUAUUAGCUUUACGCUUCCUGGAUUAUACACGCUUAUGAGUAACUUAAACAAAACAUUGAGGUUCAUCAAAAAC
Molecule: messenger RNA, 2380 nt
Organism: Schizosaccharomyces cryophilus OY26
Lineage: Eukaryota; Fungi; Ascomycota; Schizosaccharomycetes; Schizosaccharomycetales; Schizosaccharomycetaceae
Exons: 3
Coding region: 471-2213 (580 amino acids)
Source: RefSeq, a predicted model, not a curated record